GCAGCCGAAUUGGAGAAUAAGGGAAAAAGAGAUACUGAAGCAGGAUGAAAAAUGGUUCCAAUCGCAAUUGGGUGGGUUGAAGAUACAAAUUAUGCUGUAAAGAUCAUUAUGGUGUAACUAGACCAGUGAGCAGAAUUAGAUGGACACAGGAGUAGUGGUUUUGAGUCUGCAAUUAUUUUUCCUUUUGAAGCUGUGACAAAUAGGAACCGGUGUAUAGUUUUAGUUGAAAGGAAAAUGGAUAUGCUGAAGGAACUGUGGGUAGAUUGUCGAUGUGAAGGUAAUGAAGAUCAAGAAUAGAAUGCUGGUUGUGAUAUUUGGGCUGUUCAGUUUUGCCUGUGCCUUUGUGGUAACAACUAUGCUAGUAUCCUUGUUCAUUUCAUCACAUUAUCAAUCAAUUCAGAUACUGUACCUGAAUUUGACCAACCCCAAAAGAAUUAAGCAGAUAUAGGCCUAUAAGAUACUCAUAGGAAAUAAGGCUCUUCUUCAUGACUGAAGUGUCAGAUAUAAAAUAAAUUGGCUGUAAGUAUUUAGACAACUAUAUUUGUUUGGUUUCUUUUGUCAAUUUUAAUGAAUCAUUAAACAGAAUGCUUGCGAAUCAAGAGAACUUUUUGAUAACUAUGUUGGACAUCAUACGCACUCGGCGGCAUGAGGUUGGGAGAGCAGAAUGAUGUAUGGAAUGCAGCUGGCUAGAGAGUUCUUUCAGUUUCCAAGUCAAGUAAGAGGACUCUUCUACCUUUAAGUGUUGAAGAAGAUUAGGAGAGGAAAUGAGAUUUGGCUGGAAAAUUGUGCUUGGUGGCGUAAUUGGAGUCUUUGGUGCAGCAUGUGGGAGUGUGGGAGGUGUUGGCGGGGGUGGCAUCUUUGUUCCUAUGCUUACCUUGAUUGUUGGGUUUGAUGCGAAAUCAUCAACAGCUUUGUCAAAAUGUAUGAUAACAGGUGCAGCAGCUGCAACUGUUUACUACAAUUUAAAGUUAAGACAUCCCACACUUGAGCUGCCUAUCAUUGACUAUGAUCUAGCACUUCUAUUUCAACCAAUGUUGGUCCUAGGAAUUAGCCUGGGAGUUGCUCUCAACGUCAUUUUUGCAGACUGGGCAAUCACAAUUUUGCUAAUCAUUCUUUUCAUAGUGACAUCGAGCAAGGCAUUCUUCAAGGGUGUUGAAACAUGGAAACAAGAAACCAAAUUGAAAAAGGAGGCUGCUAGACACUUGGAAAUUGAUGAGGACACAACUGAAGAGAUGGAGGAAAAAUCUCCUCCCACGGGCUCCACCAUUGUUGCUCAAGCACAAUUCAGUGAGUCCAAAAGGGAGAAGGUCUCUAUUGGUGAGAAUGUUUGCUGGAAGGAACUUGGACUUCUUGUUGCUGUUUGGUCGAUAAUUCUUGCCUUGCAGAUUGGCAAGAAUUACUCAACAACUUGUUCAGUAACAUAUUGGGUAUUAAGCACAUUACAGAUCCCUGUAGCUGUUGGUGUAACUGGAUAUGAGGCAAUUAGCCUGUAUAAAGGCCAGCGAAAGAUUGCAUCCAGGGGAGAAGUCAGCACAAACUGGAAAAUCCACCAACUUGUUUCCUAUUCUGCCAUUGGUAUAUUGGCUGGUGUAGUUGGUGGGAUGCUUGGACUUGGUGGCGGGUUCAUUUUAGGUCCUCUAUUUCUGGAGAUGGGAAUCCCUCCUCAGGUGUCAAGUGCUACAGCUACAUUUAUUAUGGCUUUCUCUGCUUCCAUGUCCGUCAUCGAAUAUUAUCUUCUCAAACGUUUCCCUGUUCCUUAUGCUCUUUACCUUUUUGCUGUGGCUAUCAUUGCUGCAUUUGUGGGGCAACAUGUGGUAAGAAAGUUGAUUAGCUUACUGGGGAGAGCAUCCCUGAUAAUUUUCAUUCUAGCCUUCACAAUCUUUGCAAGUGCAAUAUCACUCGGUGGUGUUGGCAUAGCACGUGCAAUUAAAAAGAUCGAAAGGAAGGAGUACAUGGGAUUCGAGGACAUUUGUUCUUAUGAAGCUUAGUAUCUGUCUCUAUUUUCUACAUUUGAAGUCCUCCACAUUACGAUUGCUUCUAUAACUUCAGAUUCUUGGUUUAGCUAUUAUAUGUUACUUGCCUGAUGACUUGAAACAUUAAUCCCUUGACAUGACUGGAGCUUUAAUUCUAAAGGAGCUUCUUCUGUCCUACUUGUCUGAUGCGCCUCCUCCCACUUUGGAGCAAGAGGCUUGUGAAGCUGCAAGCACUCAUCGCGUUAUCUGUUGGAAACUUAAGAUUGAUUUUCUAGCUGAUUGGUUAGCGUCUCUGUUCUUGACUUGGUAAUAUUUUUGAAUGGAGGGUGGAACCUAAGAUCCUGCAUGCCUAACAUUGAAUAGUUUAAUGUAUAUGGCUCUUCGUUUAAUUUUUAAUAAUGUCCUCUUAAGCUCAUAUCCAAGUAACCAUGCUUGUUAUUUCCAAAGGGUUUGAUUAGCUUUCAAUUGUUUGAUAAAAUCAAGUUUAGAAUUAGAUACUCUUCAAUGGGAGCAGGCCAUCAUUUUGUUAUUAGAUACUCGUCAAUGGGAGCAUGCCAUCUUGGAUUGUAAAUUGUGAUUUGUUAUAGAAAUUAUUAUUAUUAUUAUUAUUAUUUUAUUUUGGUAA
Ricinus communis (castor bean) is the source of this 2598-nucleotide messenger RNA. Its product is annotated as sulfite exporter TauE/SafE family protein 3. The coding region runs from base 765 to 1988 and encodes 407 amino acids. The transcript is spliced from 12 exons. Gene Ontology annotation, cellular component: Cul4A-RING E3 ubiquitin ligase complex; membrane. Lineage: Eukaryota; Viridiplantae; Streptophyta; Magnoliopsida; Malpighiales; Euphorbiaceae. Gene Ontology annotation, biological process: protein ubiquitination. The record is from RefSeq and is a predicted model, not a curated record.